Molecule: messenger RNA, 1159 nt
Organism: Colias croceus (clouded yellow)
Lineage: Eukaryota; Metazoa; Arthropoda; Insecta; Lepidoptera; Pieridae
Product: protein lifeguard 4-like
Exons: 5
Coding region: 93-833 (246 amino acids)
Biological process (GO): negative regulation of apoptotic process
Cellular component (GO): membrane
Source: RefSeq, a predicted model, not a curated record
AAAUGUCAACUGUCGUCGUCGCCAGGUCAAACAAAUAGGUAGUGGUGAAAUAAAUAUUAUUUUGUGAAAACUACUGAUUCAGUGUAUUUAAAAUGGCUAGUAUACCGUUAAUGUACGCUCAAGAAGAUUGCGAGCUUGGGGAGAAAGGAAACAUCGAGGAUGACUUCGCAUACCGCAACAAUGUGGUGAACGCAGACAAGGAGAUCCGCCUGGGCUUCGUGCGCAAAGUGUACAGUCUGCUCACGAUACAACUGCUUGUGACGGUCGCGAUAGCCGCCGUGUUCCUGCUCGUCAAACCUGUACAAGUCUUCAUACAUUCCAAUGAGUGGAUGGUAUUCAUCGCCUUCAUUCUGAGCAUGGUCACACUGUUCGCACUGAUCGCAAAACGGCGGGACUACCCAGCCAACCUCUAUCUAUUGGCUGGAUUUACAGUGAUACAAGCCUACACGAUCGGCGUAGUUGUAUCUUACUUCGACACGUUCAUAGUGCUGCAAGCUCUGGCACUUACCUUUACUGUGGUGUUCGCUCUGACGCUCUUCACUUUCAACACUAAACGGGACUUUUCCUUUGUAGGUUAUGGACUCGUAGCCGGACUCAGCGUGCUUAUAAUCGGUGGGCUGAUACAGAUUUUCCUACAAAGCUCCGCGUUCGAAGUCGCUCUAUCAUUCACAGGCGCCAUUUUCUUUGGCCUGUUCCUAAUUUUCGACACGCAACAGUUAAUGACCACUUUGUCCCCAGAAGAAUACAUUCUGGCCACAAUCAACUUAUACAUGGAUAUCCUCAACUUAUUCCUGUAUAUUUUGCGCAUUUUAAACGAAAUAAAUCGUAAUUAAUUCAGUAUUAUUGUAACUGUUACCUCACAAAUUUAAAAAUUAUAUUUUCUCUGUAUAGAUUUAUAUUUGAUAUUGUAUAUAAAUAUCGGUUUUAUUCACCGGUGCUAUUUAUUGUUGCAAAGGUUUUAGUAUUGUAUCGUAUUAUUGUAUUGGACUUUAUUUUCCGUAAAUGUGGCUGUGAGUGAAAGUAAUGUCAGUUUAUUUUCCAAACACGAAUGAAUUUAGUUUUGAUUAUUAUUAUUUUUAUAUGUAUGAAGUAAGCACAUUAUGCCAUUAUUUAACUAUUUAAUAUCAAUGUCCAAUUGCAAAUAUAUUGUUUGGAAAAA